UCGUCUUGGAACGGAAGCCAUGGACUAAACCCUAACAUCCGAUCAUUCCGAACGAGAAACGAGAGGGUUCCUGUCGAACUCGUCGCCACAGUGAGAUCGAUUUGGCUGUGUGGUGGAUAAUUUUGCAUAAAAUUUCUUCCCAGAAUGAUCGAAUGGUCACCUAUUUCUUGUUUUUAGAUCUCAUAAGCAGCUUCCGGAUCGAUCUCGGUGGAGGAAAUGUUCAUCCGGGGCUGAAUCGAGGUCUUAAAAUCGGUACAUUUUGGUUCUUUCUUGGGAAAAGAUGUGGAUUUUCUUGGUAGAUGAUCAAUUGGCGAAGAAAACCUUGCUGGCUCGGGGCGGAAUUAGGGAUUUCUGAGCUCAAUCGAGUGGUUUUCUUGGCGGAAAGACGCCAUUAAGGCUUGAUUUGGAGGUGGAAAGCAGAAUGCAAGAAAGACGCCGAAGCCCGGCACCCCGGCGGAUCUCGCCGGAGAGCCCCGUCAGGGGGCGGAGGAAGUUCAAAUCCUAUUCAAAUUACCGAAAUUUUCAGCGGAGAAGCUUUGAUGGAGACCAGCGGAAGCGGUGCUCGGACUCCCCGCCCCAAAAGACUGAUGUCUGGAUCGAAGCUGGCCGGCUCGCGGCCGAAUACUUGGUGUCGAAGGGCCUGCUGUCCCCGAGCUUGCUCCCGGAGCAAUGGCCAGGAAAGGAGGAUAACAAGGUGUUGAAGGAGAAGGAGAGGGACUCGCCGGUGCCUGAGAGCAGGACUUCGGCAUUUGCUCGGCUUGGAAAUGCCGUCCCAGAAGUGGGCCAUGGGAGGAGGAGGAUAAAUGAUGAUGACCAUGAUAGAAUGGGGUCGAGAAGUUAUUUGAGGAGGAGAAUGGGGCACUAUAAUAGAGGGCAAGGUUCAAAUUGGCUCAGGGACAAUGUAAGGAAUGCGCGAUGGAUAGAAAGAUCUUGGAGAUGUUCUAAUUCUGUGGAUGAGGACAAUGAUUUUGCUCCUCACUUCCAUAGGAGCCGGCGGAGCGGAUUUGAUAAAGGCAGAGGUAGUGCGAUGAGAUCACCCACAGAUGAAGGAUACUCCAGAAGUGAUCGCAUAAGCGAAUUGAGAUCAGAAAAGGAGGACGUUGAUGAAAUCGGAUCGAAAGUGAGUUCUUCUAGAGUUAGGCGAGAUCGUUCAAUUGUGUCUAGUUGGGAUUUGAAUGAAGGGGUUGAUGAUGAUACGAUAUUGAAUUCAGUAAAUGUUGAUGAAUUGAAGAGCGAUUCAAGCCGGGACUUGAAGAAGAAAGAUAUAGCAGUGGUGGAUCGACCGCGAAGAAUGGAUGAUAAUAAUUUGUGGAACAUAAUCAGCCCAUUGAAAGUGCCCAAGAAACCUCGUUCAUCAAUGCCACUGAAAAUCCCAAUAUUUGAUCAAGUUGAUCAAGGACCCACCACCGAGGCAAAGAUUGCUUCAGGAGCUACCACCAAAGAAGCCUUCAAGGUGGCCUUGGAAGAAGAUUUGGAUGCACCUGACCUUUCCGUUGUUCAACCUGUCCAGCUUGUGGAGGAAUCUGUGAAACUGCAAUAUGAAUCAAGUGAUAGGCCAUCAGAUUUAGGGACAUUUAGACCAAUAGUCGAUGUGAGAGAGGAAGUAAAUUCCGUACAGUACAGCAAUGAAACAGAGGGAAUCAAACAUCAAAGACACUCAUCUUCUUCCAGGAUAGCUCAGGAUAAUGAGCACUUUUGCCUGCCUGGCUUCAGUGCAAAAUUGUCAAACCCAUGUGAUGAGAGCCUCUCACUGGUAAAAGAAAUGGUCGAUGUAGCUGAGCAAGAGAAGUUGGAAGAUCCUGCUUUACUGCUAAAAAAUAAAGCUGAAGUUAAUGUUAUGCUUGAACAAGAGAAGCAGCUUCCACACACUUCAUGCAGAAAUUUUGAUCUUAACAUUAUGGAAACUCCUGAAAUAACUGAGAUUCCUGAUUAUCCUACUGAAGACCAGCUCCAUACUUCUUUCCCUGCUCUGGAGACUGAAAAGAAACUACCUGUAUAUCCUGGCUUUUUGAUGGGUAACAAUACCAAUGCCGAUUGUGAACACAGGCUACUUGUCAACAAUGAGAAGGUAAUUGAAGUGAUUAAUGUAGAAGAUGAGUACCCAGCAGAGGACAAUGUCUGCAGUCAUUUAAAAUCUAAUGAGACAGGCCUGGAUAAUUUUCUCAGCCACACAGAGCAUGCAGAUCUUUCCGGCAUUCAGGAUGGUUGUUCCUUUCCGGUUUCUAAUUAUCUUGCAACUGUUACCUUGGGGCAUCCAUCGACACAGGCAAACCUUAGUGACCUGCCGACAGGAAUGAGUCCUCAUGAUGCUGUGGCAAUUCCUGUUGAUGAUGAUCCAAUAUAUAUGUCACUAGAAGAAAUUCCAUUCGGCUAUGUGGGAGCAUUAGAUUAGCCAACUCAAGGACAUGGAGAAUUCUUUCAAGCCAAUUCAUUGGAAUCAGCAUUGUGUUGGACUGUCAGUUCAUCUUUCUCUGAGCCAUUAUCUUGAUACCUAUACAGUGUCUUUUUUUCUUUUUGAUUAGUUGCGGUCAUCUUUGUCUGAGAUCCAUUUGGUCAUAGAUUUGUAGCCCUGUAGAUCCUUCUGUAGCUCAAUGGUUGUAGCUUCUUGUCAAUUUCAACAUAUUUCCAUCAUGUAAUUUUUGCUUUUUGUGUUAAUUGUCACUCAAUUAUUUGAAAAUAUAUGAAUGUGCCAAUUAGGUAAUUA
Molecule: messenger RNA, 2704 nt
Organism: Elaeis guineensis (African oil palm)
Lineage: Eukaryota; Viridiplantae; Streptophyta; Magnoliopsida; Arecales; Arecaceae
Source: RefSeq, a predicted model, not a curated record